Messenger RNA from Priceomyces carsonii, 2250 nucleotides. RefSeq lists its product as uncharacterized. Gene Ontology annotation, molecular function: enzyme activator activity; ATP hydrolysis activity; ATP binding. Gene Ontology annotation, cellular component: nucleus. The coding region runs from base 1 to 2250 and encodes 749 amino acids. The record is from RefSeq and is a predicted model, not a curated record. Gene Ontology annotation, biological process: DNA-templated DNA replication; DNA synthesis involved in DNA repair. The transcript has a single exon. NCBI's taxonomy places the organism in Eukaryota, Fungi, Ascomycota, Pichiomycetes, Serinales, Debaryomycetaceae.
AUGAAGAAAGCUUUGGUUCAGGAAUCAAAUGAACAGUCUGUCUCAAUCAAGCUGAAUGAAGGUUCAGAAUCACAUAGCCAAGAAGAUGCAACAAAUAGAUCUUACAUUAAAAAAGUCAGAGAUGCUCGACUUUGCGAUGUCAAUGAAGUAUCUGAGUCAAGAGAGCCUUUUGAUGUCAGACCAAAAGAAGAGAUCGGAACAACCGAACAUGACAUAACAUCUAUAGGAGAACAAUCGCAAGACAUAUCGAUAGUCUCUACUGACGAAGAGCUGCUUAUUUCUCUGGAUUCUGAUAACCAUAUCUCAAGAACUGAAGAAGAACGCUCUCAAGAAGUUAUUCUUUCCAAUCUAGUAGAUAUGCUCCAAUUUCCCCUUUCAGAAAUCAUAAGGCCAAAAGAUUUGAAAGACUACGUUGGUCAGCAACAUUUAGUUAACAAGGGGCCAAUAGAGAAUUUUGUAAGACUCGGAUAUCUUCCUUCUAUGAUUUUAUAUGGACCACCAGGGGUUGGUAAAACGACCAUUGCUUCCAUUUUAGCAAAAGAAGGACGUUAUGUCCUACUUGAGUUAUCAGCAACAGAUACUACCAUCGCAGAACUUAGACUGCUUUACGAUAUUAUUAAACAAGAAAAGUCCAGAAGAGAAAGACUAAAUAUUGAACGUCUAAGGGUCGCCAUUUUCAUUGAUGAAAUUCAUAGGCUCACUAAGGUUCAGCAGGAUUUUUUACUUCCGUUUAUCGAAUCUGGAAUUUUCUCGUUUAUAGGUGCAACAACAGUAAACCCGAAGACUAGAAUACGACCCGCAAUUUUAUCAAGAUGUCAAAACUACCAACUUAAAGCUUUAACGCUGGAAGAAGUUAGGUUAGUCGUUCAAAGGGCUCUUGUUUAUGAAAAUAUCAAGAGAAGGUUGCUUUAUAGUUCAAACCCCCUACAUUUGGAUGAUGAAUGUUGCAAUCUUAUCGUUACUGAAGCAAAUGGAGAUACGAGGCAAGCAAUUAAUUUGGUUGAGCUAGUGAGCAAUUAUUAUUUGGAUCCGAAGCUUGAUGGUUCCACAAAUGGAUCUGAAAAGUGCAUCGUGGGUAUAGAGUCAUUGAGAGAUGUUAUUGGUUCAAUAAGAAGCGUUCAAUCUGGGCUUCGUGACAUUGAAAGUAUACCUUUAUUUUUGGACCUAUUUGAUUCCAUGAGACUUUUAGACAAUACUGAGAGAAUAAAAGAACCAUCUCGACUGAUGUCAAAUAAUUUUGAGCACCAAUACUUAUACACCAGUGAUGAUCAAGAUGCUCGCUUGCUAGACAAGUUUCUCGAAGAUAUGAAGAAAAAAGGAGCUGAGGACGGUUUAUAUUCGAAAAUUUCUAACACAUCUAUGACCCCAAAUGUUCUGAUCGAGAAACCAUCAAACAACUCACUAAUAAUUAAAAUAAAAUUUUGUCAAACUGAGAGGAAUCUAAGCUUGCCUUCAUCGCCAGUACUAGAUGUCGGUCAUCCGCAUUCGCUGGAUCAUUCCCUUUAUCUGACAGAUACUUCUGACUUCGACGAUAGAUAUAGGCAUAAAGAAUCAACUUCCGAUAUUGAAGACAAUCUUUUUCUUCAGAACUUCAAAUCUACAUAUAUUCCUGGUGAUGAUCAGGAAUCGACGUAUCUCAGGCAGAUGCAGGUUUCAGAUGACAGUGAUCUCGAAAGUUUGCUGUUUGACAGCGACCCAAUUGCAUCAGUUUAUGACCUUGACAGAGUUUCUAGAGAAGACUUUUUCGCCAUGAGGUCAUUAACUGCUGUUAUUUCUUUAUUAAAUAGAGGUGAAUCUCCGCUCUUUAUUGGUAAAAAGCUCAUCUUAUUUGCGUGUCUUUAUUUGGAGUCAAGUAAUUCGCAUCUUGGAGAAAUUCUUGCCAUGAUAAAAUCAUUGAAGUAUACUUCCUCUGAUCCCGAGAAAGUCUUGGCCAAUUGCAUUGAGUCAUUGGUUAGAGCUCCCAAGAAAGUCAUGUCUUUGCAGAACGACCUUACUAAGCAGUUACGUGUUUUAAAAUCAUUUUGGCGGAAUCAAGCUCCCAAAUAUAUGUCCCAGAACAAAGAGAUGCUACUCGAUGAUAUACUUGAAAAGUUCGAUAUCUUGACAGACGAUGAAACAAUUGAGACAUCCAUAGAACGUGAGUCAAGUGUCACGUCUAUUGGUUGUAAAUUUGAAAUUCGUAGUAUUGAUUCGAGCGAAGAAUCUGACAUAUUUUUAGGUAUUGCCUCGGAUGAGGAGCCGAAGUUUUGA